Messenger RNA from Naumovozyma castellii, 1275 nucleotides. It is a transcript of the gene MAD3, whose product is annotated as Mad3p. NCBI's taxonomy places the organism in Eukaryota, Fungi, Ascomycota, Saccharomycetes, Saccharomycetales, Saccharomycetaceae. The record is from RefSeq and is a predicted model, not a curated record. The transcript has a single exon. Bases 1 to 1275 code for a protein of 424 amino acids.
AUGAAAAUAAGUCGAGGCUACAACAAAAGAGGAAGAAACCAGUGGUUGCAAUCAAGGAUCUACAAUAUGUAUGACAAUAAAUCAAAAAGGUCCUUGACACCCAUAGAUUUUGAGAGUAUAGAAAAUGAAAAGGAGAACGUAUUACCUUUAAGGGCAGGCAGAUCUGCAAGGGGUCUUACAGAGGCAUUACAACAAAGUGCUACCACGAAAUGUCAAAUACGGGCAAAUUUCGAAAGAAGAUUGAUUGAUGACCUUGGUAAUAUGGCUGAUCCAUUAGAACUGUAUCUGGAAUACAUUGACUGGAUUAGCUUGGCUUACCCUCAAAGUGGAACUACAAAAAAGAAUGGUUUGUUGGACAUAGUUGAGCGUUGUCUUAUACAUUUUAAAGAUAAUGAACAGUAUAAAAACGAUGCACGUUAUUUGAAGAUAUGGCUAUGGUAUAAUGAACUCUUUUUUGCAAAUGAAAGGCGAGAACAGAGGGAUAUCUUUAUCUUUCUACUCCGUAUGAGUAUAGGAUUCAAAUUGACUAAAUUCUACCAAGCUUUUUCAGACUUAUUAGUUGAUAUGAAGAGAUAUGAUGAAGCCUACCAAGUUUUGAAAAGGGGAAUUGAGAACCAGGCUACCCCAGUGAACGAAAUGCUGGACAGUCUGCAAAAUUUCGAAGAUCAAAUACUGGAAAAGAGAAUAAAUAUUGAUGAUAAUUUUUCAAUAGAAGAACAAUUUUCUGAGGCCACAGCACCUCUCAUCCUAGGAAGGCAACGUUCAGAAAUUAUUACUCCAGACCAACAACCUACCGAAAAUGAUAAUGAUACUUCAGAGUCAUCAAAAAAUGAAAAGAUGAGUAUAUUUAUGGAUUCACAAAGCCAAGGAUCAUCUAAACUAUAUUUUUACAAUGAUGAGGAAUCUCAGUUCAUGGAUUUGAAAAGUAAUAAGACAAAAGAAAACAAAAUUGCUCCAGUUGCUCUUGAGGCAAAUACAAAUAUUGGUAUCCUUUCACAAGGAAUUCGACCUAGUAUUCCAGUUGAAAAAGCAAUAGUUUUCAAAGAUGAAAUUGGGAGAGCUGAUCCCGUUUACGAAAUAGUCGAGGAAUUGGGAAGGAAACCAGAAAGAAUAGAGUGUAAUUUCAAACUCAUAUACCCAAAUAAGAUUGAAGAGUACAGUAUUGAGGAAAUCCUAGCCCGAUCUAGGGGUAUUUAUCAUAAAAUGGAAACAAGUGGCAGAAUACCAUCAGAGGAUGUUGAGGAUUUUCAUCCUGCUAAAAGGAUAAAAACAUAA